AAUGGCUUCCGUGUGGAGCAAAACAGGAACCGUGUGUCUGUCUUGACUUCUUCUUCUUCUUCUUCUUCUUGACCAUCAUCCUCUGUCAUUAACUUGUGAAUAAGACAGAAAACAAUGGCUGCGUCUAACUACUCGCUGAAGGUGAACAGAAACCUCCUGGACCCCAACUUUGAAAGCUACAGGUUAUCUCUGGACGCCACGCCGACGUACAACGUUGAGCUGGACGCAGCUGUGGAGGAGGUCAAGCUGAAGGAUACGAAUUACACCCUGGAACAUAUGCGCGCUUUCGGCAUGUACAACUACCUGCACCUGGACCCUUGGUACGAGGACAGUGUUUUGUUUGUGGACUGCAAAGGACGGGUCCUCAACCUCACUGUCACUCUGGACACGGCCCUGGGGAAGCCCAGAGAGGUUUACCGCAUAAACACCGAGUCCAGCCCGUGCGACGAGCGCCUCUGCGCCUCCCUCAGCCUCACCUCGGCCACCUGGGCGGCUCUGUCCGACGGCAGCGGCCGGCUCUACCUGCUCCGCACCGGCAAGAGGGGAGACGGCGCCCACGUGAAGUGGGAGCCUCUGUUCACUGAAGACACGGGGGAGCCCUUCACCGUCCUCCACAGCAGCUCCCACGUGGAGGGCGGCGUCCACAGCGUGGAGGUCCUGCUGCUCCGCAUCCAGAAGGACCCGCAGGAAACCAAAGGCAGCGGCUUCUCCGUGUCUCUGGAGUGGAUCACGGUCGCCAACACUGCAGGACCCGGUCAGGAGAAGAAGUACGAGGUGAAGAAGAGGAGGGUCCUGAGGGGGAAGUCGGUGCCUCACUACGCGGCGGUGGAGCCUCAGGGGAAGGGGCUGAUGGUGGCGUCGGAGAAGCCGUUCAGCUUCACGCACGUGGACGGCCGACCCGUGGAGCAGCCCGAGCCCGAGCCCAUGGAGGUGGAGAAGGCGGAUCCCAUUUACUUUUGGCAGCAGACGGCAGAGGACAUCACGGUGUGCGUGCGCAUGCCCGAGGGCGUCACCAAAGAGGAGGUGCAGUUCAGGCUGACGGCGGACAACAUGACCCUCGGGGUUCGGGGGUUCCCUCCCUUGCUGGGGGGUCAGCUGUAUGCGUCCGUAGACCCUGAGGCCAGCGCCUGGAUCAUCAAGAACGAUAAAAGUCUGGAGGUGACGCUGCAGAAACGUAGCGAGGGACCAAUGUGGCAGGAGCUGGUGUUGGGAGACAGGAGAGGGGAGUACGUGAUGAGCGAUGAGCAGGCCGCCCUCAUCCACGAGAGACUGACCCACCUCACGUCUGAAGACCUGAAUGGAAACGCUGACAGAGACAAGCCCCCUUGUAACUCUCAGGAGCUGGAGGACUGUGACGGGUUUCCAGAAGACAGCUCCAGCCUCACUCACUUUGAUGGAGAAUCACUUAAGCCCACUCAGGUGGUGAAUCUCGGGAGCCACCAGUACCUGUUCACAGUGGACGUGGAUCCGUCUCAAAUGCCGUGCCUCUGCCUCCGACACGACGUGGACGCUCUGGUGUGGCAGCCUCGUCCCGACCAACCCGGGAACAUGUGGGAGCACGUCGCCACGUUUAACGCCCUGGGCUACGUCCAGGCGUCCAAGCGGGACAAGAAGUUUGCCACCUGCGCCCCCAACUUCUCCUACGCCUCCCUGUGCGAGUGUCUCCGCCGCGCGUUCAUCUACCGGCAGCCGUCGCCGGUGGAGACCGUCCUCUUCAACAGGAAGCAGGGCCGCCAGGUGGGACAGGUUGCCAAGCAACAGGUGGCGAGCCUGGACUCGGAUAAACCGAUCCUGGGCUUCAGGGCGACCAACGAGAGACUGUACAUCCUGACCUCCAGCAAUCUCUUUGUUCUAAAGGUCAAUAAUAAUUAGAUUUGGGACUUUGUUAGUUUCAGAUUUUCCUCCAAGAGGCGACGUCAUUCCAAAGUGAAGCUCUAGAAAAAAAACUAGAGAUGAGCUGCUUUAGUGCUUCACCUGUCUGUGUUGAAACCUCCCCCCCUGUAAGUGAAGAACCAUGUUAAGAAAGACUGACAAUAAAUGUUUCCUGGAAUCGA
Mugil cephalus (flathead mullet) is the source of this 2054-nucleotide messenger RNA. It is a transcript of the gene nudcd1, whose product is annotated as NudC domain containing 1. The record is from RefSeq and is a predicted model, not a curated record. The coding region runs from base 115 to 1872 and encodes 585 amino acids. The transcript is spliced from 10 exons. Lineage: Eukaryota; Metazoa; Chordata; Actinopteri; Mugiliformes; Mugilidae.